UGUCACCUUUUAGAUAAUAACGAAGCAGACCAUUAAUAGGAAAUAACUAUUGUACCAAGCUUCCCGAAAAGCCCCUUUAAACUCUGUUUCAAAAAAAGGUUUGCCCAUGAAUUACCCACGUUACCAAGCGAUCAACGAGUGAAAAUCAUCCCCAUAUACUACGCUACGGUGAGCCUAUAGUUUUGCCAAACCAACAACAGGCCUUGGAAGGAGGAGUGAAUGUUUAAUCAAAUAGCUCGAUGAUCCAAACUUGGGCACGAAUCCCGUAAAGACGGGGUAGUCGUACGUAAUUGGUAGGAAGUCGAAAUUCUGGGAAGCUGAUAACAGUCCGUUAACUGCGACAGCUGCAUUUUGUGCGCCAUGAUAUCAAUGACUGAUGCGAAAAUCGACCCAAGAUCACAUCUGAUCAGACCAACUCGACGUCCUGGCAUCCGCAAGCGUCGGCGAGGUCUUUUGCGUGGUGGCAAUGAUCGUGUGGAAGAGGAUCCGAUUCUCGAAUUGUUUCGACAAAUUUACGUAACGCUUUAUUCCCAUAUUUUGUAUCUGCUUAUCGUCGGGUACCUUCAGAUGAACAAUGUGUGGCAGGAUCUCUUCCGAUUGAUCUAUGGAUCUUUCCCUUUUCCCACUAUACGUCCAAGAGUUUCUCCUGACCGUUCGCGUACGUGGUACACAUUUGACAACGCGUACAUUUACUAUCCGGAAGGGAUAAUGCCAAGAGGAGAGAAUCUCCGUAUAGCACGCGACGCUUACGUGCGAGCCUUCCCUCGGCUUUUAGUUUCCAUGCGAAUGAUUGAUGAAGCAGGUAAUGAGUUGCCCGAUGCCAAUUACUAUAUUAAUUUGCGACACCCCCGCCGACGAGAUGAAGCCCCUCGAACGAAUGAGACUAAAAGGUCCCAGUGGAUUGUCGAUGGGGAAUAUCGAUAUAUUGAGAUCAACUGGGAAUGUGCUCUCUGGUGGACGCGGACAGCAUUUUGGUUGUACGUUCCUCUAAACCAAAACGCUAAUGGACAGAAUAUUGUUCAACACCGUCGAGUACGACUGGGGGCUCGCAAGGUCUUUCUACGACCACACGUAACUGUUCUACACCGCGAACUACUGGAAGAGAACUACAACGCAGUCAAUUGUGUCUACUUCUUCGAUGUUCACUGGUGGGCGUUCAAUAUCCCAUUGGAGGCACCCGUAGAACCGGAAGCCAGAAUCCGCAUGUACCUGCGGUGGCCAAACCCGCAGGACUCGGCACCUGUCUCUCCUGGGAAGCGACAUACCGUCCCAGGCACCCAGGUCACCGAAAAAAGGUCUGUCACAACUGGUCACGCUAGCUCAGGGGUUGCGGUGAAUUGCAGCGUAGAAUACAGAUCGAACCAUGUUUCGACGCAGACAACAGUAACCAUGUGUGGUAUGCCAUAAACAUACUACGACGGAACAUCAAAAUCCAAUGCCUGAGCAAAAUCCGAAUGAUGAUGAUGCAUCUUUAUUUUAGUAUUACUCAUAUGCUAUCUAAUCGUUUUGAACGGGUAAGUUUGAAUGUUACAGGCAUAAUUAGAAGGAUAAUCUACAAAACUAGAGUUUAUUUUGAUUGAAUAGCCUAGAAUUUAUCCGCUUGAUUAUUGCCGGGCCGUUUUGACCUGGCGAGAAAAUAUUCAACAGUUAAAACGACAUUCUUGGAUAAAACCAAUAAACA
Varroa destructor (honeybee mite) is the source of this 1681-nucleotide messenger RNA. RefSeq lists its product as uncharacterized. NCBI's taxonomy places the organism in Eukaryota, Metazoa, Arthropoda, Arachnida, Mesostigmata, Varroidae. The record is from RefSeq and is a predicted model, not a curated record.